UAAGGAUUUGAAAGCGUGGAAAAGAUACUAUGGAAGUGCUAUGAAAAUUUUUUUUAAGCUUAAGGCAAAUAAAACCAAUAGUCUUUAACAGACAGUAUCUUUUUAUAUUUUAAUAGUUUUAGAGCUCUGUAGGUGCAGUGUGGGUCUCAGCUAAUAUCACGUUAUCUAAUCCUACCUUCUUACAGUUUACUGCAAGAUUUGAUGUUGUUCAGUGUAAAGAAUCUACCUCAGGACCCUCCUGUUGUAAAGACUUCUCUUCAGUAUUGCACUGUCAGGUUUUUAAACCUGGAUAAUUGGCUUUGGAGGGGAGACUUAAAGCGAGCAUGUGAAAGCUAUUGUCAUACCCGAAACAAAACAUGUUGUCUGAAGUGUCUUUUCCAUGAUGUUAAUGUGGCUGUAAUAUUUUCUAGUCAAACUAAUCUGAAGAGUCCUCAAGACAUUCAGGUCUACGUUGUAAAUACAAACUUCACUCUAAGGUGGAACUAUACUGAGGAUGAUACCCACGUGAUGUUUUCAGCUCAGUACCGCUGGUUUGAAGACUUUGAGACAAAUGAAAGAGAAUGGGAAGAAUUGCCUGGGUGUCAAAAUGUCACUUGCACUGAAUGUGACUUUUCCUCAGCAAUAACUGAAUAUUAUGUUAAACAUCAUGUGCGUCUAAGGGCUGAAACAAGGGAAGACAAAUCUCCAUGGUCUAGUGUUUUUGAAAUGAUUCCAUAUUAUAUAGCUAAGAUUGGUCCCCCAGAAGUAGAGUUGCAGUCCACAAAUGGAGUAAUAAAAAUUAAGGUUUCUCCUCCAGAAGCAAAUCGGGUCCAAAAAAUGUGGAUAGAUGAUCUGAGUUUUAAAUACAACUUAGUUAUCUGGGAAAACUCAUCAAAUGCCGAGUUCAGAAGAAGUAUAUUUCCUACUGACACAAUUAAUGAUCUUGCACCAGAGACUACCUACUGUUUAAAAGUUCAAGCAACUCGUCCUUUGGAUUCUCAGGAAGGCUUAUUCAGUCCCACUCAUUGCAUAAAAACUACCCGUAAAGCAAAAGACCUACUUUGUCCAACAAAUGUGAGUGUUCUUGCUUUGAACAUGGUAUUUCAUCUUCAUUGGAACAGUCAGUACAAUCAACGCGUGAGCUAUACUGUACAGUAUCUCCUGGGGUAUUUAAAGACACUUCAUGGUGAUUACUCAGCAAAGUGGCACCAUGUACCUGGAUGUGAAAACGUCACUGAUACAAAAUGCAACUUCACAUCUAUCAUCACUACUACUUUUGGAUUUUAUUAUCUCCGUGUACAGGCAAUGAAUGAAUAUAAUAGAUCAUGCUUGUCUAAUGAAGUAAAAGUAGAUCCUCUGAUAACAAAUGAAAUUGGCCCUCCCGUUGUAAAGGUGGACGUCAGUGAUGUUUUGCUCCAUAUUCAGAUUUCUCCUCCGGGAGGAUCUGAGAAUAAGGCCCUGAGGGACCAUUAUGACUUAUCUUACCGGGUUCUGUACUGGAAGAAUUCAUCAAAUAAUGAGGAGGAAAUGAAAAUAAAAGUGAUAAAACAGACGAUAGGGACAGUUUCUGAUCUAACACCCUUGACGUUGUACUGUGUAAAAGUACAAGCAUUCUCAGAAGCUUACAACAAAAGCAGUCAUUUCAGCAAAGAUGAAUGCAUCAGAACGCCUGGAGAUAAAAGGUUACCUCUGAUCAUUUUAGCAACAUUCGUAAGUGCCCUGAUCGCUGUCUUGGUUGUGGCAGCACUGAUCAUUUUUGUCCUGUAUCAAGCAUAUAAUCAGAUCAAGUAUGUGUUCUUUCCAUCAUGCCAUCUUCCCUCAAACAUAGAGGAUCUUGGAGGCCAGCCUUUCAGCAGUCUAUACCUGAUAACUACCGAAGAGCGAACAGAAAACUUUUAUAUCAUCACAGAAGAAACAAAUCAAAUUGACUUUAAAGACUACAAAUAUUCUAAACAGAGCAGUCGAGAUUCAGGAAAUUAUUCUAAUGAUGAUGAUACUUCAGGGAGCAAGGUGUCAGAAGAAGUGCUAGAAAAGGAAAUAGUAUAACUUAAGAAAAUAAAACUCAAAUAGGCAUAAUAAGCACUUAAACUGUUUUAUUAUGAAAGUCUCAGCCUAGUCAAGACAGGAUGACUUUGGGUUCUGGGUGCUGAAGCUCCCAAACCUGACAUUUGCUAGUGGAAAGUUACAUUCCAUCUCUGCUGCAAGUGGACUCAAGUCAAAAGGCAACUGACUUCUAGUACCUUAUACCAUUUUGACUGAAUUUUCUGCUUGUGAUAAAAAGAUUGCCAUCUGAACAAAGAGGAGUAGAUCUGUACGCUUCAUGAACUUGAUAACAUCAGUGAAAGUCUGUUGAUGUUCCACAAAAAGAGUCUCUCACUAUGUAGGAGGUUUGUUUUUCAAUGCCAGUGUGUACUGUGACAGAAGCCUUAAAAUCCAGUGUUGAAUCUUUGUGUAUUUACAUAGGCAGGAGGAAAUUGAUGCUUGAUAACAAUUUUAAGAACUCUUCUGACAUCCUUUCCCAGCCCUCUCAGGGCAGUGUUUUUUGGUUCGGCAGGUCCAGAGCAAAGGAUGCAAGGACAGCUACAGCCUCAGUGAGGUGGCUCCUCCGAGCAUUCUUGUAGAAUCCUCCUUGUGGCCGUUGCUGUGGGAUGCUCCUAGUGCCUGCUAUCCUGUUCCUGUAGCUGUGUCCCUGCAUUAGGGUGCUCUUCCGCAACGCUCAGUGAUCUGGGCGGGUAUGGCAGUAGGGGGCAGGGGAAGGAGGUUCACUCUGCUGAACUGUUAAGAAAAGUUUAACAGCAGAAGCUCUUUGUAAAGAGAAGUUUACUCAAAUUGUUUUGCACCACAUGUGGGACAACAAACAAGGUAUGUCCAAGCCAGAUGCACUUUGCAAGAAGAAAGUACGUAUUAGUUUAAUGAUAAGGCAUGUUAAGAGGCAUAUUCUUGAUUUUAUUUCUUUUUUGCUUUGUGGCUAGAUACCCAGAAGUAUAAAAUACUUCUAAAUGAGUUGUAUUUAGAAAUGUGAAUCUCUCUCUUAACACAGAAGAAAUUAUUUCUGUAAUUGAAAGAAGGACCCAAGUUGCAUUAAGAAAAUGUCUUUUAACAGAAGGGUGAGGACAUCUGUCAUUCAAAACUUUCUCAACUUGGUCUCAUUUUGCCAACAGACUUUUCUUUACACAAAAUACAAGGAUAUGCUGCAGUGACUUUCUUCAAUUUGCAUAUCACUUUUUAAUUCUGUUUUUAAAAGUGGAUUAUUUUUUAUGAAGAAAUUUAUUUAGAGUAAGCUGGAUUUUGUAAGCUUCAUGUAGCUUUUUUUAUUGUAACAAGCAACUGCUAAUUUUUGUUGAUGUUUAAAUAUUUUUUUAAUUUCAAAGACAUGAUAAAAUUUUAUAAAUUUAAUGUCCUUGUGUUCAUUGGAGAACAUAAUAAAUUUUGCACAUUUGCUUCUUUAUCCUUUUCUUGAUGCCAUAUUUUUUGGAAUAUAUUGUAUAGUGACACUGAAGCUAUAUUACAGAUAUCUAGGAAGUCUCCAUGUGUCUUCAGUUAUAGUGCUUUCCAGGAAGGACAAUGUGAAGAAUAUUGCAUAUAAACUUAAUUAGGGUUUACAUAGGAUUGUUGCAUGACUUAGAAAUCAGAAAUAAGCGUUGAUUCAUACUCUGAACUAGGUCUUACAAUGAGAAUACUGAAUGUGAGCAUUCCAGUCAUUGUGGUCUUUGGUAAAUAGUUUGUGAAUUGUUGCAAGAUACCUAUGAAAGACAGUGUGAAGUCUACUGCAUUUUUGUGUUCUCUUCAAUAUAAUCCAUGUUCUCUGUUUCA
This is a messenger RNA of Struthio camelus australis, 3792 nucleotides long. Lineage: Eukaryota; Metazoa; Chordata; Aves; Struthioniformes; Struthionidae. The record is from RefSeq and is a predicted model, not a curated record.